Molecule: messenger RNA, 972 nt
Organism: Trichoplax adhaerens
Lineage: Eukaryota; Metazoa; Placozoa; Uniplacotomia; Trichoplacea; Trichoplacidae
Exons: 12
Coding region: 1-972 (323 amino acids)
Biological process (GO): protein ubiquitination
Cellular component (GO): nucleus; cytoplasm; SCF ubiquitin ligase complex
Molecular function (GO): protein binding
Source: RefSeq, a predicted model, not a curated record
AUGGCUUAUGUUGGUGGUGCAUGGCGUACAUCAGGUUAUGUUUGGCGAAAAACGGAGAACGGUUGGAAAACAGUCGAUGCUACUCGUGUGACGAUGACAAACCCGAAAGAACAACCAUCUUUACCAGCAAAAACUGGAAAGAAUGAAAGUGAUGUAAAUCAGCCCACCCGUUACAUUUCAAUUUUCAGAAAUAGCCGAGAGCUCUCUUAUUAUCGUUCGCUUGGUGAUGUCAUGGACAAGUUAGAUUUAAAUGGAGCAUUGCACGAUUAUAGUCGAUUUCUAUACGUCUGUAAAAUUAUCCAAGAAAUUGUCGAACAUAAACUAUUAUCGCUUGGAAGUUCAUCUCUGACAUAUCUGUAUAAUUUGAUUGAUAACGCAGUAAAAUUAGCUUUACAGUGGCACGCUUUCAGGUUGCAUGUCAGGCGGUUAAUAAAUAUCACGGUGAAGAUAAUUGAGAAAGAAUACUAUCACUUAAUUGGCAGUUUAACUGUUUGGAAAGAUAGAUUAAAACAUCUCCGACAAUGUGAACUAAAGCUAACUAAUGAUGGGGUUAACAUUUCUUCGGAAAAUGAUCAUUUGCAAUUGAUGGAUAUUCCUGACGAUUGUCUUCAAUACAUUAUACUAUUUCUCUCUGAUCACCGAGACAUAAUAUCACUAUCGGGUGUGAAUAAGCGAUUGAAUUAUUUCACUAAUGAAUCGUACACUUGGAGAAAGCUUUGUCAGUAUCACUUCAGGAAAGAAGAGAUUGAAAAGUAUUCCGAAAAGGAUUACGAUUGGAAAAGUAUUUUUAAGAUCUUGUAUAAAAAAUAUGGAAUUCGACAAGACUCAGAAUGCAAACCUUUAUAUCUCUGUGAUCAAUGUGGAUUUGUUUAUUGGCAGAAAUAUGGACACCCUUGCUCAUCUAUAAUCGAUUUCGCCGGUGCUUGCACGCCUCUUACAGCAAGGAAACUAAUAAGUCUAUUUUCUACAUAA